This is a messenger RNA of Elgaria multicarinata webbii, 3296 nucleotides long. RefSeq names its product connector enhancer of kinase suppressor of ras 2-like. Gene Ontology annotation, molecular function: protein binding. Bases 16 to 3273 code for a protein of 1085 amino acids. Gene Ontology annotation, cellular component: membrane; cytoplasm. Gene Ontology annotation, biological process: regulation of signal transduction. NCBI's taxonomy places the organism in Eukaryota, Metazoa, Chordata, Lepidosauria, Squamata, Anguidae. The record is from RefSeq and is a predicted model, not a curated record. The transcript is spliced from 27 exons.
GACAAGAGCGAUCUGAUGAUGGCCCUCGUUAUGGAACCUAUUAGCAAGUGGACGCCCAAACAAGUAGUGGAUUGGAUGAAAGGCCUCGACGACUGCCUGCAACAAUACAUAAAGAAUUUUGAGAGAGAAAAGAUCAAUGGAGAGCAAUUGCUACACAUCACUCACCAGGAGCUUGAGGAGUUAGGAGUCACUCGAAUUGGCCACCAAGAACUCAUUCUGGAAGCUGUGGAUCUCCUCUGUGCUUUGAAUUAUGGCCUGGAGACGGAAAACCUGAGAACUCUCUCCCAUAAGCUGAAUGCCUCUGCCAAAAACCUUCAGAACUUCAUCACGGGUAGAAGGAGGAGCGGCCAUUAUGAUGGUAGGGCCUCCAGAAGACUGCCAAAUGAUUUCCUUACCUCCGUGGUUGACCUGAUUGGUGCUGCCAAGAACUUGCUUGCCUGGCUGGACAGGUCCCCAUUUGUCAGUGUGACAGAAUAUUCACUGCUGAAAAAUAACAUCGUUCAACUGUGCCUGGAACUAACAACCAUAGUGCAACAGGAUUGCACGGUAUACGAAACAGAAAACAAAAUUCUUCAUGUGUGUAAAACGCUCUCUGGCAUCUGUGAUCACAUCAUCUCACUCUCAUCUGACUCUCUGGUGUCUCAGUCAGCUCACCUUGAAGUCGUUCACCUUAUGAGCAUCAUGCCCAGUGAAGGUCUGGGGAUGUAUAUCAAGUCAACAUAUGAUGGGCUGCACGUGAUCACUGGAACAACUGAAAAUUCUCCAGCAGACCAGUGUAAGAAAAUCCACGCUGGGGAUGAGGUGAUCCAAGUCAACCAUCAAACAGUGGUUGGCUGGCAGUUAAAGAACCUGGUAAAUGCGUUGCGUGAAGACCCAAAUGGUGUGAUCUUAACCUUGAAGAAACGGCCUCAGAAUACCCUGGUUUCUGCUCCGGCUCUUCUGAAGAAUGUGAGGUGGAAGCCCCUUGCCCUGCAGCCUGUUAUUCCAACCAGCCCGACAAGCAGUUCUACAACUCCAACCAGCACAAUCGGCAUGAGCUCCAAAAUGGACAACUCGACUCUCCAAGACGUUUUCAUCCUCUCCCCUAUGUCCGGACUCUAUGGCCCCAGAGAUGACAUUGGAAUCGUGUCUUGUGAUGACAUCAGCAAAUAUGGCGUCGGGAAGCCUGGGAUGAAAGGUUCUGAGUCUCCAAACUACUUUUUGGAGCAUGAAAGCGGAAAGUAUUACACGUUAAUUGAAGGCGAGGGCCAUCCGGUGGGCUCUGAAUAUGAACGAGGCAGAGCGACAGGAGUCCGGCGAAGAGAAAAGACACCCACGCAUGGUGAUCUGAGGCCAGUUUCUAUGCCAACAGAGUACAGCUGGAUAGGAGAAUCAAAGGAGCCAAAUAUGUACAAAAGGGGCAGCCGAGAUUCGGAGAAUUCACUCCUGCGGUACCUGAGCGACGACAAGAUCUUAGUGAUCCAGGAAGAGCCAUUGACUCAGAAGGACAGCAAGCGGGAUACCAGCCGAAGGUCGAGGAAAAAGGGCAAGAACAGUGGGAGUCCCAACUAUCCAAUUAGCCCAUCCGUACAGAGAGAGACUCUUAAACAAGACUUUCUAAUUGGAACACCCUGCCCUAAGACUACUGCCUACUGGUGCUGCCAAAACCCAACAUUAGAACACAAAGCACAAAGAAAGAAUAGGGGUUCGUUGAAUAACAGCAGCCGGCGACGGAUCUCCUGCAAAGAUUUGGGGCAUGGUGAUUGUGAGGGUUGGUUGUGGAAGAAAAAAGACGCCAAAGGCUACUUUAUCCAGAAGUGGAAAAAAUACUGGUUCGUCCUGAAGGAUUCGUCUCUCUAUUGGUACACUAACCAGAAUGAUGAAAAAGCAGAAGGAUUCAUCAGUUUACCAGAGUUCAGGAUAGACAGGGCUAUCGAAUGCCGGAGGAAACAUGCAUUCAAAGCUUGUCACCCCAAAAUUAAGAGCUUUUACUUUGCAACUGACUGCCUGGAAGAAAUGAAUAGAUGGAUGAACCGUCUGGGCCUAGCCGCCAUUGGUUAUACACCUGACGACAAGGAUAUCCGGCCUGAUGAAGCAGAUUACUGGAGUGAAAGUGACCAGGAGGAUAUCGACGGCUCCUUAACUCUGAAGCAAGAGGGACCCAUAACACUUUGCGACACCUACCACCGCACACCCUCGGUAAGUGACGCGAGGCACACGCAGGGGCCCCCGUGCGAUUCUCACGCCGCGUUUGAUUUCGACGAGGGGCCUAUGUUAGAAGUCAAACAGCGCAAGCCCAAAUUGCUCUUAUUUUCCUUCAGCGUCAGUGAUGUGGUCCUCACACGGCCAGAACCAAAGAGAAUGGCUGAGAUGAAUUCUUCGAGUCCUUUCCCUGAGCCUAAACAUGGACGGCACUUCUCCAGCGAAUCGACCUACUCUCAUUCUUCAGCGGAGGAUUCCCGACAGGAUCCGACAGGGAGCACAAAUUCAGGUGGCUGUAGACCUCCCUACAGAGAAAGACGUUCAUGGCAGGAUCUCAUAGAGACCCCGUUGACCAGUUCAGGCCUCCAUUUUCUCCAGACUGUUCCUCCUGACCCUGAGUACGUGAGCGGGCGGCUUGGGUCUUCACCAGAGAGGCGUCGGCAAGCAACGCUACCAGUCCAAAGAAGACACAACCAUGAACAGGAUGGUCCUUUCCCAUUGGUGGAGUGCCACAGAGGUCACAGCUCUCACAGCAGACCCCAGAAGCAACGUAGUCAAAGCCUUCCACGAAACAGAGAUGUCCGGGUCAAAGGGCGGGUAAAACCCAGUGGGAUAACAGAAGAGAGAUCUGAAGAAAAGCUGCCCAUUAGAAAGCAAAGUAGUUUGUGUGAAGAAGAAAACACUGAAGAUCGAAGAGAGAGUGAAGAUGGUCUACACGAGUUGUAUAAGUCUCUGGAGCAAGCUAGCUUGUCAGCAUUUGGAGAGCAACGCCCUUCCACCAAGCAGGAAUUCCGGAGGUCCUUCGUCAAGAGAUGCAAUGAUCCUAUUACGAAUGAAAAGCUUCAUCGCAUCCGAGUGCUAAAGAGUACUUUAAAAGCAAAGGAAGGAGAUCUUGCAGUGAUCAACAGCCUGCUCCAUGAUCCCAGCCUGACCUCCAAGAAAUUCAAAGAGUGGAAAAUAAAGAACUAUGAAUUUUUCCUGGACAUUUGUGAGUACGGUGGUGCUCUGAAAGCCCAAAAUGGAGCCUCUGAACUUCCAGCCCUGUCCUCCUUGCUGACACACACGCACUCCUUCAUCGAAACGCACGUCUGACAGGAUGUAGCACCGGGAACACU